This is a messenger RNA of Dovyalis caffra, 378 nucleotides long. Lineage: Eukaryota; Viridiplantae; Streptophyta; Magnoliopsida; Malpighiales; Salicaceae. The record is from the annotation of a GenBank genome assembly.
AUGGCGUCCUACAUUGCUUUCGCCUUGUGUUUUAUUGUGUUUCCGGCAUUCUUCUCUGCCACUAAUUGCAAAUUCUCUGAACAAUCCCCUAUAACCUUAACCAUGAAAGGCAUGGAGAAAAAGACCAGCCUGCACUUCUACUUCCAUGACAUUCAGAGUGGAGAAAACCAAACAUCUACAGAAAUUGCUCAGCCUCUAAAAAUGACGGCAGCUGGCAACUUGUUUGGCAGCACUUUUAUGGCAGAUGACCUGCUGAGAGAAGGGCUAGAACCAACUUCGAAGCUUGUAGGAAGAGCACAGGGAAUUUAUGCUUUUGCUUCUCAACAUAAUGCUGCGUUGCUUAUGGUGAUGAAUUUUGCUUUUGUGAAUGGUAUCUAA